AUGCUGGACUUUUUGAAGAAGGAGGUGAGCGAAUGUGCGAUUCUCUGCGGUGCAAUUAAGAUGUGGAUCACGCUUCGUAUUCCCAAAAUGGAGGAUGGAAACGACUUCAACGUAUCCAUUCAGGAAGAGUGCGUCAACACCAUUUCGGACGUGGAAGACGAGGCGUACAGCAUUCUUGAUUCCAUCUCCAACUAUCAUCAUACACGAGGCAGCUACAUUAUUGAGAUGGUUGCGAAUCCCUCGGUGAUGGAUUUCGCCAAGUGCAUCUCGCAAGUGGAUGAAACACAGUUCUUCAAUACGAAGCUGUCAAUCCAAAGCUUCCGGAAUAACUACGCCUUGCUAUAUGACCUGGUGAUCAAGAACUUGGAAAAGCUGCGCACACCUACUUCCCAUGUUGAUUCUCUUUCAUUUUAUUAG
Molecule: messenger RNA, 417 nt
Organism: Blastocystis hominis
Lineage: Eukaryota; Bigyra; Opalinata; Blastocystidae
Exons: 2
Coding region: 1-417 (138 amino acids)
Biological process (GO): regulation of G1/S transition of mitotic cell cycle; regulation of proteasomal protein catabolic process; positive regulation of endopeptidase activity
Cellular component (GO): nucleoplasm; cytoplasm; proteasome activator complex
Molecular function (GO): endopeptidase activator activity
Source: RefSeq, a predicted model, not a curated record